AAGGCUAAGGUCCUGAGGAGGAUGUGGCUGCAGAAUUUACUUUUCCUGGGCAUUGUGGUCUACAGCUUCUCAGCACCCACCCGCUUGCCCAACCCUGUCACCCGGCCCUGGAAGCAUGUAGAUGCCAUCAAAGAAGCUCUGAGCCUCCUAAAUGACAUGCGUGCUCUGGAGAACGAAAAGAACGAAGACGUAGACAUCAUCUCUAAUGAGUUCUCCAUCCAGAGGCCAACAUGUGUGCAGACCCGCCUGAAGCUAUACAAGCAGGGUCUACGGGGCAACCUCACCAAACUCAAUGGCGCCUUGACCAUGAUAGCCAGCCACUACCAGACAAACUGCCCUCCAACCCCGGAAACUGACUGUGAAAUAGAAGUCACCACCUUUGAGGAUUUCAUAAAGAACCUUAAAGGCUUUCUGUUUGAUAUCCCUUUUGACUGCUGGAAGCCGGUCCAGAAAUGAGGAGGCCCAGGCCAGCUCUGGAUCCACUUUCUCAGAUUGCACUUUUGUGCCUGCGUAAUGAGCCAGGAACUCAGGAUUUCUGCCUUAAAGGGACCAAGAUGGGAACACAGCCACAGUGGGGGGCAGUAUAGCCCUCUGAAACCACGGACUCAGACAGGACAGCGGAAGACAAAGGAGAGAUAUUUUCUACU
Rattus rattus (black rat) is the source of this 647-nucleotide messenger RNA. RefSeq names its product colony stimulating factor 2 (gene Csf2). Gene Ontology annotation, cellular component: extracellular region. Gene Ontology annotation, molecular function: growth factor activity; cytokine activity; granulocyte macrophage colony-stimulating factor receptor binding. The coding region runs from base 22 to 456 and encodes 144 amino acids. Lineage: Eukaryota; Metazoa; Chordata; Mammalia; Rodentia; Muridae. The transcript has 4 exons. Gene Ontology annotation, biological process: immune response; myeloid cell differentiation. The record is from RefSeq and is a predicted model, not a curated record.